Molecule: messenger RNA, 995 nt
Organism: Melospiza melodia melodia
Lineage: Eukaryota; Metazoa; Chordata; Aves; Passeriformes; Passerellidae
Product: olfactory receptor 14J1-like
Exons: 1
Coding region: 16-948 (310 amino acids)
Biological process (GO): G protein-coupled receptor signaling pathway
Cellular component (GO): membrane
Molecular function (GO): odorant binding; G protein-coupled receptor activity; olfactory receptor activity
Source: RefSeq, a predicted model, not a curated record
GCCAAGACACAGAAAAUGUCCAACAGCAGCUCCAUCAGCCACUUCCUCCUGCUGGCAUUGGCAGACACGCGGCAGCUGCAGCUCCUGCACUUCUGCCUCUUGCUGGGCAUCUCCCUGGCUGCCCUCCUGGGCAACGGCCUCAUCAUCAGCGCCGUAGCCUGCGGCCACCACCUGCACACGCCCAUGUUCUUCUUCCUGCUCAACCUGGCCCAAACUGACCUGGGCUCCAUCUGCACCACUGUCCCCAAAGCCAUGCACAAUUCCCUCUGGGACACCAGGGACAUCUCCUACUCAGGAUGUGCUGCACAGGUCUUUUUCUUUAUGUUCUUCAUCUCAGCAGAGCAUUUCCUCCUGACCAUCAUGUGCUACGACCGCUACGUGUCCAUCUGCAAACCCCUGCACUACGGGACCGUCCUGGGCAGCAGAGCUUGUGCCCACAUGGCAGCAGCUGCCUGGGCCAGUGCCUUUCUCAAUGCUCUGCUGCACACAGCCAAUACAUUUUCCCUGCCCCUGUGCAAGGGCAAUGCCCUGGACCAGUUCUUCUGUGAAAUCCCACAGAUCCUCAAGCUCUCAUGCUCACACUCAAACCUCAGGGAACUGGGACUUCUUGCUGUUGGUGCCUGUUUAAGUUUUGGUUGUUUCGUGUUCAUGGUUUUCUCCUAUGUGCAGAUCUUCAGGGCUGUGCUGAGGAUCCCCUCUGAGCAGGGACGGCACAAAGCCUUUUCCACCUGCCUCCCUCACCUGACUGUGCUCUCCCUGUUCAUCAGCACAGCCACAUUUGCCUACCUGAAGCCCCCCUCCAUCUCCUCCCCAUCCCUGGAUCUGGCCCUGUCAUUUCUGUACUCGGUGGUGCCUCCAGUCCUGAACCCCCUCAUCUACAGCCUGAGGAACCAGGAGCUCAAGGCUGCAAUGUGGAGACAGAUGACUGGAUGGCUUCAGGAACAUUAAACUGCUGGGUAAUUUAUGCAAAGUGCUUCUAAUAAAAAUAGUCUUGG